AUGGAGGUCGAAGUCAAUCCCAACGAGGAUACUGAAUGGAAUGAUAUCCUCCGCCAACAUGGAAUCAUUCCCGAGAAACCCAAAGACCCAGAGCCAUUGAUUCAGGAAGCCUUGAUCGCGGCUCAACACAGAGCACAUGAGAACCGUCUGGAGGACAAGGACCUCGAUGAGCUGGACGCACUGGAGGAAGAGGAGGACGAGGGCUUCCUCGAGCAAUACCGUCAAAAACGUCUCGCCGAACUCCACACUCUCCAGAAAACCAGCAACUUCAAUCAGGUCUACCCCCUCCAGAAAGUCGAUUAUGGCCGAGAAGUUACCGAAGCCUCAAAAGAAGCAUUCGUCCUAGUCAAUCUCACCUCCCAGGGUGCCAACGUCGAGUCUCGUGUGUUGACCGAGCUUUGGCGACAAUUGGCGAGCAAGUUUGGCGAUAUCAAGUUCUGCGAGAUCCGCGCCGACAUGUGUAUCGAGGGUUAUCCAGAGCGGAACACGCCCACUAUUCUUGUUUACAAGGAUACUGAGAUCCGGAGGCAAUUGGUGACUCUGCGGGAACUGAAGGGUGUGCGGACUAAGCUAGAAGAUCUGGAACAACUGCUCAUUGAGAUUGGAGCGCUGAAGGAAAGUGAUGUUCGUCUCAAGAAGCAUGCCGACGAAGAUGACUACACGUCUAAGAACGAUGACCUCAACGUUGAGGAUUAUGAUGAUGAUUGGGAUUAG
Molecule: messenger RNA, 714 nt
Organism: Penicillium pulvis
Lineage: Eukaryota; Fungi; Ascomycota; Eurotiomycetes; Eurotiales; Aspergillaceae
Product: phosducin family protein
Exons: 4
Coding region: 1-714 (237 amino acids)
Biological process (GO): protein folding
Cellular component (GO): cytoplasm
Source: RefSeq, a predicted model, not a curated record